This is a messenger RNA of Aspergillus brunneoviolaceus CBS 621.78, 444 nucleotides long. RefSeq lists its product as uncharacterized. The annotation marks the transcript as partial. The transcript has a single exon. The record is from RefSeq and is a predicted model, not a curated record. NCBI's taxonomy places the organism in Eukaryota, Fungi, Ascomycota, Eurotiomycetes, Eurotiales, Aspergillaceae.
CAAGCGACGAUCGCUCUGCUCCAGCCCCUUAGAAACACCGACAUCCUCGAAUCAUGUCGGCGAGCCCGGGCGAUCUGCGGCUCCAACUCCGCACCAAAUAGCUGCCGUGACGCUAAACACGAAUUCCUCAAUUUUGAUUCCCCCAGCAAAGCAUGGAGACAGGAAAUGAUGAAGCGUCCCACUUACACGCGGCUGGUCUUCGAUCGGACGCUCCCGCCACGGGGCAUCGAUAAGUCGCCGGAACUUUACUGGAACCACAGAAUGCCAGAGAAGGUCAGUCUUGCUAUUAGGGACAGUGACGUUAUUACUCUGGCCAGAACUAUCGCUUUAACUACAGUGAUGCGGGCCAAAGUUGAAAUAGUAUCAUUUGAUGCACUGUUCGACCCGAAGGAAGGGGUGAGUGUUCGGAGUGUGAAGGUAUUGAAGAGCCAGCUUGUUGCUCUC